CGUGUAAAAUUCGUUGUACUUUUACAAAUAGUUAUCUGCACUUUUGUCGAGAGCAAAAUAAGUAACGAUAUUUAUAAUGAAAAAAUAAAUAUCAAAACAUUAAAAACUGAUAAAAAUUUCAUAUUUGGAAAAUCUGUGACAGAAGUAGAAAAAUCAGUAAAAUCUUUUAUAUUAUUUUUAACAGUUCCAUUGGAAAAACAUCUAUUACAGGACUUUAGGAAAUGUUCAUUUAAAAAUAAUUUUAAAAAAGCAAUCACCAUUUCCAGUGAAAUUAUUGUGGAAAAUAUACGAGCUUUUCGGAGAAAAUUGGGAAUUUUCAAAAAUAAUAAUUCAAAUCCUAUUAAAGUAUCAUUAUCCGAUAGGAAUAAUACUUUGAAAAGUAACAUAAUUCAAAAUGGAUUAAUAGUUGCAACAGAAUUUAUGGAUCUUGUCACAGAUAUCAAUAAUAUUGGUACGAAAUUCUUUUUUGAUAAUCAAAACUCAAUGAUAAAUUUCAAUGUAAAAUCAAAUUUACCAAUUAAAGAUUUAUUUCUUUUUACAAGUAAAUUUUUUAUUUACAUCGAUUGUGCAACUAAUGAUACUAAUAUUAAAAGAGGUAUCAAAUAUUUAUAUUCACAUUCUUCAGUAGUGGAUAAUUUGAAAAAAUAUCUCAAAACACCGCCUAAAAAUCAAAAUACAUUUCAAAAUUUGUGUUAUUUUUUUGCAAAUAUAUUCCCAGGUGGAUAUGAUAAAUGUAUGCAAAAAUUAAAUAAUGCAUAUUCUUGUAUACAAUAUCAAAUUCCAAUACAAUUAUCGCAAGAGGGAACAGAAAGUUACGAAAUUUUGGAAAAUAUGAAAAAAUUAUUUUCCAAAAAAUGGAUGAACAAUGUACGAAUUUUAAAAUCUGAAUGUAAAAUAAAAAGAAAUGAAUUGAAAUGUGAUUUUAAUAACAAAAAAUUAAGAAGUACAAAAAAUCAAGUAAAAUAUAUUAUUGAAAAUUUUUUCGGCCACAAAAUAGAAAGUGAAUCUUUAUCUAAAAUAACUAACCAAUUUUCAAGUGUGAUGUCCAAAAAUUUAGUGACAAAGAGAAUAAUUCGUAAUUGUUGUGAUUAUAUCAUGAUUUGGCGAGUUGGACAAAAAAAAUUGAAUAUUCUUAAAAAAAUGUUUAAAAAAAAUCCACAAGUUUUGAAGGAAUAUAAAAAAGUGUCGAAAUCUUUUUAUAAUUACAAAAAUGGAGUUAUUGAACAAUUAUUAAAUGCUAUUGUUGUAUUUAAUCAAAUUCCUCUCUAUUUAGAAAAGUCAUUAGUGAAAAUUUUAUCAAAACAAUCAAAUCCGACACUUUUUGGUUCAAUAUUGAUGUAUUUAUCAAGAUUAAUAAGAGCAAUUUUUAAUCGUGAUUCUAGUUACAAGUUUGACGUUGAUUAUUAUGAGAAUUCUAAUGGUCUCACUGUAAUUCAAGAAGAAUUUCCUUAUUUUCAUCAAAAAAUGUCAACAGAAGAUCUUUUUGACAACAUGCUGAGAACGAUGAGUCAUCUAAAAAAUCGAGAUUUGUCAAAGAAAAAUUCAGUUUUCAAUGGUGGACUUACAAAUAUUUUAUUGGUACUAAUGUUUCUCGAGACACUUUCUGCAGUUACAUAUUUAAUAUCACAAAAUAUUAAUAUUUCACAACCAUUUCCUGUGGAGAAUGAAGAAAUACCAGAACUAGAUUCAAAUGAGAACGACAGUGAUGAUAAUGAAGAUGAAAAUAUUGAUGAUCAAGAAGAAAUUGAAGAUGAAGAGACGGAAAACGAAGAAGAAGAAGAAGAAGAAGAAGAAGAAAUUAAAGAAAAAAUACCUUUAUUUCAAUUUGGAAAACGAAAAAAACGAUUCCUUUACGAUUUCAAUUUUUCAAAUUCCUCUAUAUUUACGUAAAAAAAUUUUUUUUUUUCAAAAUCAGAAAAUUCGAAAAAAUUUUGAUUUAAAAUAAAAUUCAUAUAAUUAUAACUGACAUAUUAUUUUUUACUACCUUCAUAACUGUUAUCAUUUAUUUCACAACUAGAACUAUUAUCAAAAGAAACAAAAUCUCUGCAGUUCAGAGAGAUAUCAGAGGC
Messenger RNA from Leptopilina boulardi, 2069 nucleotides. Its product is annotated as protein dopey homolog PFC0245c-like. NCBI's taxonomy places the organism in Eukaryota, Metazoa, Arthropoda, Insecta, Hymenoptera, Figitidae. The transcript is spliced from 3 exons. The record is from RefSeq and is a predicted model, not a curated record. The coding region runs from base 421 to 1890 and encodes 489 amino acids.